Klebsormidium nitens is the source of this 3860-nucleotide messenger RNA. NCBI's taxonomy places the organism in Eukaryota, Viridiplantae, Streptophyta, Klebsormidiophyceae, Klebsormidiales, Klebsormidiaceae. The record is from the annotation of a GenBank genome assembly.
CUUUUCUGGCACCAGGGCAGGUGCCAUGCAUGGCGCCCCAAGACACGAGUCGGACGUUGCAUUGCGCUAAUAUGAGCCCUGGCUGGGGGCUGCUGGAUGGCAAGCCCAGCCGUAGGUCGUAGCCCUGGGUAGGUUGUUCCUGGAAUUCCUCCUGGCUGGGAAGCACAAGGGAAGAGGAGAGCUGCGGAAUGCAAGAGGUUUUUGUACGCACGCCAAGUGUCCUGAGUGUUGUCCCACAGUCUCCCUUUGCCUUCUGUCCCCCCGUCCCUAUCCUCCAUGACUCGGCCUUGAGUUGCUUGCCAUGGAUCCGGACGAAUUCUUAACGGGGGGGUCAUACGCACCCAUGCCGGGGGGGCCUGGAAACGAGAUGCACCCCCCCGGGAAGGGCCGCGCCCGUAUUGGGGGGGAAGAAGCCCAGCCGCUCGUGGGGGGGGAGCCGGAGAACAUUUUGGGGGGGGAGAGCUUCAAGUGGGACCUUAUCAGCGACUUGGACCACUUCUUUGCGAGGCUCUAUCACUACUAUUGCAACAAGGGCUUCUGGUGCAUUGUCACGCAGUGGGUGGUGGAACUGUUAACCCUCGGGUUUACGAUUGUGUUCUCGGGGUUCCUGAUCCUCUUCGUCAACUGGCCGUGGCUGCUGCAGGCCAAGUGCGGGAUCCAGGCCGCAGAGGCGGGACACGAGCCGUGCGACCUGGUGCGCGAGGGCCUGGUUCGCCACCCGCUCGUCCCGAUGACGUUUCUGAAGGCGAUGGCCGUCGUGUACCUCGCCAUGUUCUCGGCCUUCUGGGCCUUCUGCUUCGCGCGCUUCUUCCUGCAGCUCAGGGAGCUGCUCGAAGUGCGCGACUUUUGCCACGCCAGGCUGGGCGUGGGUGAGAAGGAGCUGCAGACGAUGUCGUGGCCCGACCUCGUCGACCGCGUCGUGCGCUUCCAGUCCCGGCAGCGCCUGUGCAUCGUCAAAGAGCUUUCGGCGCACGACAUCGUGAGCCGCAUCAUGCGCAAGGAGAACUACACCAUCGGCAUGCUUAACAAGAACGUCCUCGCGCUCGAGAUGCCGCGCUGGGUCCCCGGGGCGGCCCCCCUUCCGGGUUUCGCGGGCACUCGCAAACCCGGGCGCCGAAAAAACCGGACCAGGCACCUCGUCCUGACCAAGACGCUCGAGUGGAGCCUCAACUGGUGCAUCUUGCACCACAUGUUCGACGCCAACUUUGCGAUCCGGCGCGACUUUGUCCGCGACCCCGAGCGGCUGAAGCGGCGCCUGCGCAUGGUCGGGGUCGGGAUGGCGCUCGUGUCGCCGUUCCUGGUGGUCUUCAUGCUGAUGUACUUUUUCAUGCGCAACGCGGAGCAGUUUUACCACCAGCCGGGCACAGUGGGCAGCCGGCGCUGGUCCAACCUCGCCAAGUGGCGCCUCCGCGAGUUCAAUGAGUUGGAUCACUUAUUCCAGCGACGCCUGAACGCCAGCUACCAGCACGCGGUCGCCUACGUCAAACAGUUCCCCUCCCCCAUCGUGUCCAUGGUCGCAAAGUUCGUCUCCUUUGUCACCGGCGCCUGCGCAGCCGUGCUUCUCGGCGUAGCCCUACUCGACGAGUCGCUGCUCGAAGCCCAACUAUUCGAACGGAACCUAUUUUGGUAUGCCGCCAUUUUCGGCACGAUCCUAGCGGUCAGCCGUUCGCUCAUCACGGAAGAGUUCACGGUCUUCGACCCCGAGGCCGUUAUGCAGUACACGGCGCGCUACACGCACUACAUGCCCAAGCAUUGGCGGGGGAAGGCCAACACGGACGCAGUGCGAGGGGAGUUCGAGGCCUUGUUUCAGUUCAAGUUCGUGCUCUUCUUCGAGGAGAUGGCCUCAAUCUUCAUCACGCCGUUCCUGCUCUGGUUCUACGUACCCAAGUGCGUGGAUAGCAUUCUCCGCUUCGUCGAAGACUUCACGACGCAGGUCGAUGGCGUUGGGGACGUCUGCAGUCUGAGCGCUUUCGACUUUGCGCACCACGGCAACAGCAAGUACGGCUCCCCCUGCGACGCCGUCAAGGACCAGCGCAGUACUCAGGGCAAGAUGGAGAAGUCGUUCCUCAGUUUCGUGAGUAACUACCCCACGUGGGAGCCCCCCCCCAACGGCCAGAAGAUGCUCGGCAUGCUCUCCACGUUCCGCACCCGCAACGAGGCCGCCAGCUCAGCGUUCCCGCUGACGUCAUCCGUGCUCCGCAACUCGGCGCCGUACUACCCCCCCCGAGCGGCGAUGAGUCAUCACUUCAGUGGGUCGUACCGGAAGGUGGCUUCGCGGCACGGCGCGGACGGGGCUGGCGGAGGGUUUGGACACCGCUUGCCGAUGCCCUCUGGCGGCGACCACCCUGACCCCGCCAUCGACAGCCACCUGGCGGCGUCCGGCGCUCUCGCGACCAUGGGCGCAAACCCCGAGGAGGCCACGCAAUUGUACUGGCUGGACCGGUACUACGAGGCCGCCCGCGCCACAGGCUCCGGGAUCGAGCUCGACCCGCUGUCCAAAAACGGCGGCGGCGAGACGGAAGUUUCGGACGGCGGUGCACAUCUGCGUCCGGCACAUUCUGGGGAUGACGUCACCCGUGACGGGCGGUUCGAGGGGGCCGACCGGCCGAUGGAGACGCGGGUGAUGAUCUCGGACGGGCGGGGCGGGGGCUUGGCCGGCGCGGCGAGGGCUUUGGACGGCCAAAAUGUACGUUCGGACGGCCGGGGAACGGGCUCGGACGGUCGAAUCCUGGGCUCGGACGGACGACUGCUGGGUUCGGACAGACGGACUGCAGGCUCCGACAACCGGGUUUUGGGUCCCGACGCCCGUAGCUUUGCAGCGGACGGCCGGGCGUUGGGUUUAGACGCUCGGACGCGGCGCGGGCCGAUGUCCGAGAGCGAAAUGGACCGGGUUCUCGUGGACCAGGCGCUGCAGAGGAACGCAGUCCGGGGGAGGGGCGUCGACUUUGGGGUGGCGAGCGUGAUGGAGGAGCCGGAGGAGGAGGAGGACGACUUUUCGCAGCCGGAUCUGCUCCAACCGCACCCCUUCGGGCUCAACGCUAGCUCCGCCCAUAACGACCCGUGGCCGAGUUUCGGUUCCAUGCAGCGCGAGGGCGCCGGCCGGGCCGACCCGACGGGCGUCACCUCUAUACGUUUCGGAAGUGGGCACGCCUCAGGCAGGCCCGGCGGAAGCUCUAGAGGUCCCUGGGGCCUCGUCAGCGGGCAGGAGUCCGGUUUCGGGCUGGAGGAAGAAGCGGCCCCUCCAGCAACAGGGCCUUUUGCGCGGUUGCAUGAUGACUUCGGGGCGUCGAGCGUCUUUUCGGAGAGGCGGCCGCGCGGUCGGUCGUGGGCAGGGAGCGGGAGCCUUAGAGGGUCGGGCUCGCAGGGCGGGUUUGGCAGGACGCGCGAACGGUCUAGAGGUUCCUGGGACGGGGAAGCGGAAGAGUCAUUUGCGGAGAAAGGAGUCGGUGUAAACAACGAGCAAAGCGAUUCCCAGGGGCAAAGUGGGCUGUGGCAUGAUGGGGAGGAAACGACCGGGGUGUGGGGAGAGGGCCAAUCGGGAGAAGGCGAAGGGCGUCCGGUAAGGAGGAGCUUCAGCUGACGCAGAUGUAGAUGCAGAGCUGCUGAUUGUUAGCGUCAGGACAGAUUUCGACGCUGAGCUUUGCCCACUGAUAAAUUCAUGUCAAAGUUGCAGUAAUGCCAACGGUCAAUUGUACAGAGUAAGUGCUUAUCAUUGGUAAUUUGUAGUGCAGGGGAUAUCACGAUGACAGAGAGCACAAUUUGUGCUCGUACACAGAACUUGCUCACACUUAUGCACAAACGGAUGCUUGAUAUGGUGCACAUCGACUGUGUCUUGAGACAUCCGAGGCCCACAAUUCUAG